AUGAAUAUUGUUACUCUUCUUGCUUGCUUGGCGGCAGUCGAUGCGUAUAUCAAGUUAGAUCAAUCCAAACUCGAAAAGAGAGAUUCAAUUGAGGAUGACGGUGACUUCAAGUACAAUGGCUUCUAUGUUGAUGCAGCUUUUGGAACUCCGGCGCAGAAAGUGAAGCUCACAGUAGACUUCUCAAGUUCAGACGUCUAUACCAACCAAGGAAAAUGUGCUCGAAUGAACAAAAACCAGAAUGCGGAUGAAGUAUUCAUAGGCAAUACCACAUGUCCAUUUCUGAGCUACAAUUAUUCUUUAUCCAGCACUGCCAAUAGCACAUUUAUGUCCAAAGCGAAUUUUCAAACAGAGCUUCUGGAUGGGAGUUUAUUAAGUGAUGUAAUGCAAAUUGGUGACGUCAAACUUGAAGAUUUCUAUUUUGGUCUAGAGGAUGAGACCGGUGAAUAUUUUCCUCAAGGAGUACUUGGGUUAUCAACAUCCAAAUUCUAUUCAAUGGUUACUGCUCUGACAGAUUUGAAUUUACAAUGGGACUUUUUUAUGGAUAGACUAGUUAAAGACAAACAAAUUACUCGGGCAGCUGCGUCAGUCUAUUUUGGUGACGACAAUGGAGACGAUGGCAGUGUACUUCUUGGAGCAGUAGACCAUGCAAAGUACUCAGGUGAGCUCCAGUGGUUCUCCACAUAUGAUUAUCCCGGUAUUAUCAGUGUGACUGGUUUUGGUGACCAAGAUAGCAAUUUUUUUGGCAACCUUGACGUUCGCAUUGGGCCCUUCAUUAACGAAACUUGGGUCAAUCCAUACUCAGCUCCGCAGCUUGCAGAUAUGAUUCUUUAUCAUUUUGGUCUUGACGCGUCGUUGAGAUAUCCCUAUGUUGAUUGUUUAAUGAAGGAAUCCCCAGUGGAGAUCAGCUUCUACACAAACGAAGGAAAUUUGACAUGUCCCCUCCUGCAAUUGAUUUCUAAGGACGAACUGUCUGAAGAGUGCCGGCUUGAAGUGGUAGUUGAUACAUUUUCAUCUGAUGUCCAGCUUGGAUACAACUUUUUGAAACAUAUGUACAUUGUUGGAGAUAACUUGAAUAGCUCAGAUUCCAAAAUAGGAUUUGCACCCAAAGUGGUUAGUGACAAAUCUGAUAUCGACGAAAGCGGAGAUUGGGGCGAGCCCCAAUCAAAGUAUUCGAAGGGCUUCUUUGAUAGUUUUGAGACGCUUGAUAGCGACUAUCUGUUGACUUACAACUUUAACAGUCUUGACAACAUAGUCGAAACUGGCACAUUUGAGGAUUCAAUUACAGCCAGUGGCUCCACCACAUCUGGCUCAAAAACAAGUCAUGACUCUACACAGACUACUGCAGCCGAUACUUCAGCCAAUUCUUCCACUCAAGCAGGGCAAACAAGCACUCAUGAAAGUGGUGGUAGUGCAACUAGCACGGGUGGGACUAGCUCAUCUUCAUCUUCAGGAAUUGGAUCAGAUUCACAUGCUGUACACUGGCUUGGUAUGUUUGCUGGUGCCUUGAUGAUAUUUGUUUGA
Molecule: messenger RNA, 1521 nt
Organism: Sungouiella intermedia
Lineage: Eukaryota; Fungi; Ascomycota; Pichiomycetes; Serinales; Metschnikowiaceae
Source: the annotation of a GenBank genome assembly